Molecule: messenger RNA, 923 nt
Organism: Ruditapes philippinarum (Manila clam)
Lineage: Eukaryota; Metazoa; Mollusca; Bivalvia; Venerida; Veneridae
Exons: 3
Coding region: 68-790 (240 amino acids)
Source: RefSeq, a predicted model, not a curated record
UACACGUGCCACCUGUCCGGACAAUGUUAUAAAACAGCUGAAAGAUUGUCGAAAAAAAACUUCUUCAAUGUCAAAUAGUCAUGUUUAUGAGAUGUAUCUUUCAAUCUUGAGGAAAUAUGAAAGAAGAAAUUUGAAAUACGUUCACCAGACAAAAAAGUUUGUUCAAGGAUGUUUGGAAUUAUGCUGGCCUAUGGCUCUACAUGACCCUCCUGUCGUAUUUGGGACACUGGCGAAAAAUGGCGAAGCAUUGAAUACCGACAUUUACAAGCCAUAUGUUCAAAGCGGUCCUUAUAUCAAGUGCGUUGUUUUGCCAAGUUUGCUUCUGCAUAAAGAUGGUCCAUUAUUGGCGAAGGGUGUUGCACAGGCUUCUGGUAGGCCUAGAGAGGUUUGGUCAGACGACAGAGGACACAAGAUACCAAAGAAACCAUCCGAAUACAUAGAUUCUGGUAAUACUUUUGGUCAAAAUGUGUCUUACAACUACAAUGAAAAUAAAUAUUUAUCACAUUCGCAGAAGAAGCUGUUAGACAGACCAAAUACAGCUCACUAUGGUUCAUUGGACGUGCGUGAUAGUCAACGCCAAAUUAGGGGUUAUAGAGACUAUAGCAGGGACCAUGAACAUCAGAGUCUUCCGAAAAAGACAGAGUAUGAGGAUGAGCCAUCAGCCAGUGAUAUGAGACUCUUUUUCCGUUAUGCUGAUCGUUCAGAAUUUUCUCGGGCAAGAAAUUUGCUCGGUGCGGAAGUGUACAGUAAGUGCUGGGUGUGGGCAAAUGAAAGACAUAAGUUUCAAUAGUAAAAAACAACAAAGCCAAAUGGUACCCAGCACGUUAAAAGAAUUUAAAAAAAGACCUGUCAGUGAGACGUUUUAUGUAUAGAACGACACCUUUUGUUCGUUCAGAAAAAAACGUCUUCCUUAAAUUUAUUAA